UCAAUGGCACGGUAACCUGCGUUACCAGCCUCCAUUGCAAUGCGGUGGCGCGCCACAGAUCUUUCCCCAGUCUAGUGUUGGCUGUUCGGGGAUAACGCUGAGCGCUAUUCGGUCAUGUGAUUCACGUUUUUUUCUUCCUCCCCCCCCCCUCCCCCCCCAUGCUUCUUCGAAGUUGAAAGGCAGGAGCAGAGAGCGGCGGAGGGGCCCAGCUUGCCUUCCUACUGGUCGUGGAUGCAACGUUUUCGUCCCUCUUCCACCACAUUAUUCCUUGUUUCUCGCUCCGUGUGAUAUUUUAACUCCAACCUUUCCUUCGCCAUGGCGGGGGCUAUCAUUGAAAAUAUGAGCACCAAAAAGUUGGUGAUAGGGGGAGUUACUCUGCUAUUGUUUCAGGCGUUUGCCUUCAUGGUCGGCGGUUUAAUUGCUCCCAGCCCCACAACAGCGGUCCACUACUUGGCCACCAAGUGCGUGGACACAACAAAGCACCGACAGGAAACCAAAUGGUUCAUGCCUUGGGGUCCUAACCAAUGCGACAAGAUCCGGUCCUUCGAGGAGGCCAUGGCCAAGAAGAUCGAGGCCAACAACAUUGUGUUUGCUGUCCACAUUCCUCUGCCUAACAAGGAGAUGAGCCCCUGGUUCCAGUUUAUGCUGGUCAUCCUACAGUUUGACAUCGCAUUUAAGAUGCACAACCAGAUAGAGGAUGGAGCGAUGGCCAACAUCGAUGUGGGCCUGGCCUACAGAGACGACACAGUCAGCGAGUGGACUGAGAUGGCUCACUCUUACGAGCAGAGGAAGCUCACCUGCCACUUCAAUACUGCCAAGACCUUGGAGAACGAGGGACGUUACUAUGAGUGUGACCUGCUCCCUUUCAUGGAGGUCGGCAGCGUGGCCCAUAAGUACUACCUACUCAACAUCCGUCUGCCCGUCAACGAGAAGAAGAAGAUCAAUGUGGGGAUCGGAGAAAUCAAAGACAUUCGUCUUGUUAGCAUCCACCAGAAUGGAGGCUUCACCAAAGUUUGGUUUGCCAUGAAGACAUUCCUCACACCCAGCAUCCUCAUCAUCAUGAUCUGGUACUGGAGACGGAUCACCCUCAUGAGCAGACCCCCUGUGCUACUGGAGAAGGUAAUCCUUGCUUUGGGUAUCUCAAUGACAUUCAUCAACAUCCCAGUGGAGUGGUUCUCUGUUGGCUUCAACUGGACCUGGAUGCUGCUUUUUGGAGACAUCAGGCAGGGCAUCUUCUACUCCAUGCUUCUCUCUUUCUGGAUCAUUUUCUGCGGGGAGCACCUCAUGGACCAGACCGAGAGAAACAGUUUCUCAGUCUACUGGAAGCAGGUUGGACCCAUUGUGUUUGGCUCCUUCUGCCUUUUUAUCUUUGACAUGUGUGAGAGAGGGGUCCAGCUGACAAACCCCUUCUACAGCAUCUGGGCGUCUGAUGUAGGAACGGAGCUUGCUAUGGCGUUCAUUAUUGUGGCAGGGAUCUGUGCUUGCCUCUACUUCCUCUUCCUCUGCUUCAUGGUUUUUCAAGUCUUUCGCAACAUUAGCGGUAAGAGGACGUCCCUGCCCGCCAUGUCCAAGGCCAGGCGGCUGCACUAUGAGGGUCUGAUUUUCAGGUUCAAGUUCCUCAUGUUGGUCACUCUGACCUGUGCUGCCAUGACUGUCAUCUUCUUCAUCAUCAGUCAGGUGAAUGAGGGCCACUGGCACUGGGGAGAGCACACGGUGCAGGUGAACAGCGCCUUUUUCACCGGCAUCUACGGCAUGUGGAACCUGUACGUCUUCGCCAUCAUGUUCCUCUACGCCCCGUCUCACAAACGCUAUGGAGACGAGCACUCAAGUGGUCAAUGCAUCGCUGGAGACGCCGGGGGAAACGGUGGAGAGGACAUCCAGCUGACUACCACCAUCACCCAUGUGGACGGCCCCACCGAGCUCUACAGGAUGACCGGCAAAGAGUCCCAGGAGUAGACGUCCCGCUAUUGCUAGGACUCGCCUGUACUACCUACUGCUCCAACCCCCCCCCCCC
Molecule: messenger RNA, 2014 nt
Organism: Etheostoma cragini (Arkansas darter)
Lineage: Eukaryota; Metazoa; Chordata; Actinopteri; Perciformes; Percidae
Gene: wls
Product: Wnt ligand secretion mediator
Exons: 12
Coding region: 316-1956 (546 amino acids)
Biological process (GO): Wnt protein secretion; intracellular protein transport; Wnt signaling pathway
Cellular component (GO): endomembrane system; organelle membrane
Molecular function (GO): Wnt-protein binding
Source: RefSeq, a predicted model, not a curated record